AUGUUCACUGCUGGGCCCGUGUACUGGAAUCUGGAGCCUCUUUCUCACUUUCCUUACGACGAAACCCCUACUGCAUACCUCUCGGAUCGCAACGAUGUCCCAAUCAAAAGUGGGAGAGUCAAGCUCACCGUCGGACCAAACCGAGCCGUCUUCAUGGUUGACACCGGACAUCUACGGGACCACUCGACCUAUUUCAGAAAUCUGUCCGACCCAAUGCCCAACCAGGACUUCCCUGCCGACUACUCAGAGCUCUUCCGCAACCUGAUUAAGUGGCUAUAUAUGGGUGCAGCGCGGGACUUCCUUCCUCUUUACGGGGAGCUCUUCAUGGUUAAGCUCUGUGGCUUGGCACGACGACUCGGCGUGGACGAUCUCGUGGAGGAUAUUAUGAAUAAUCUCGACACAGAUAUCUAAAUAAACUCCGAGACAUUCCGUGAUGCGGAAAUCAUCCGCUACGUCUAUGAGAACUUUCCACCAGCAUCGAGGUUGCGCGAAGUUAUGGUCAAGCGUGAGUGGAAGGC
Messenger RNA from Aspergillus homomorphus CBS 101889, 518 nucleotides. RefSeq lists its product as uncharacterized. The record is from RefSeq and is a predicted model, not a curated record. Lineage: Eukaryota; Fungi; Ascomycota; Eurotiomycetes; Eurotiales; Aspergillaceae. The transcript is spliced from 3 exons. Bases 1 to 411 code for a protein of 136 amino acids.